AUGGACACAUCCCUCGCAUACGACCCCCAGCGCGGCGCAGAGCUCGCUGAAAACGUCAAGGACGUGCUGAAGGAAAUCGCUGCUGCCAGACCGGCCGGUUCGUCUCCCCGCCUCGUUGCCAUCUCGAAGAUCAAGCCGCCAUCGGACAUUCAGGCGCUAUAUGACGCAGGACAUCGGCACUUCGGCGAGAACUACAUCCAGGAGAUGGCGGAGAAGGCUCAGCUGCUCCCUCGCGACAUUUGCUGGCACUUCGUCGGGACGCUGCAAUCGAACAAAGCAAACUUGUUGGCGUCGAUUCCCAACGUUUUCGUUCUCGAGACUCUGGCGAGCCGUAAAUUGGCGGACAAGUUGCAAAACGCCUUGGCGAAGACGGACCCGUCUCGUGUUCUUAGUGUCUACCUGCAAGUGAACACGUCUGGGGAAGAUGCCAAGAGCGGCCUUGAGCCUCUCACAGCCGACUCUGGGCCCGACGCUGAGCUCGCGGACCUCGCUAUCCAUAUCCGUGACUCUUGCCCGCAGCUGAAAGUCAUCGGCCUUAUGACCAUCGGAUCUUGGGAAGCAUCGCAUGCCGAGGGCGAGAACCCCGACUUCCAGCGUUUGCGCGAGAGUCGCAAGCAUCUCGCCCGCAUCCUCGGCAUCGAUGAGGGGAACCUCGACCUCAGCAUGGGGAUGAGUGCCGACUUUGCCGAAGCCGUUCGUGAGGGCAGCAGCUCGGUACGCGUCGGCACUCGCAUCUUUGGCGCACGCCCAAAGAAGGAGUCGAAGUAG
Molecule: messenger RNA, 768 nt
Organism: Cutaneotrichosporon oleaginosum
Lineage: Eukaryota; Fungi; Basidiomycota; Tremellomycetes; Trichosporonales; Trichosporonaceae
Cellular component (GO): intracellular anatomical structure
Molecular function (GO): pyridoxal phosphate binding
Source: RefSeq, a predicted model, not a curated record